CAUAUUUUAUGUAUGUGCAUGUUGUUAAAUAAUUUUUAGUUGCUAUUAAAGAUUUUUAGAAUUUAUGGACUAUUAAUCUGAUUUUUUGGAUAUUGUUAAAAAAUCUGAUUAUUUGCUGUAACACUGUUGAUUUUUAGAAUUUAUGGACUAUUAAUCUGAUUUAUGUACUAAAAGUUGCUAUUAAAGAUUUUUAGAAUUUGUGGACUAUUAAUCUUAUUAUUUGCUAUUUGGUUACUCCUAAUAUGAUAAUCAAGAUCUUUUUAGUUGCUGUUAAAAUAUGUUAAUACUGUCAGAUUCCAUGCCGUUUAAGAAAAAUAUGCCUUAAUUUACCAGAAUGAUAUUUGGUUUAGUGAAGAGAUUAUAAAUCCUAAGUACCCUCUAUGUAAUCCACCUGGUUCGUGUCAUUGAGCAUUUCUCCAAUGUUUCUACUGCUGGGUUGUGCAUAUCCUGCAGAUAGUUAGUUUUGUGAAAAUUAUUGCAAGUUCUUUAAAUUUUUUGUCAUUGAAUUGAAGUAAAAAAAUCGUGUUCGGGUAUUGUGUGGGUAUUGUUAAACGGAUUUGGAAUGGCUAUCCCUACCUGUUUACAUCCCUGUAUAUACCUCUUAAUUACACUGUUCAACCUAUGUGAAAUUAACCAGUAUUUUUUCCUGUGUGCGCCUCUCCCUCCCAAAAGGCAGUUUCCACUCUCGUUUCUUGCUUCCCAUCUCCUGUUAAAGAAACCCACUUCUCUUUGUCAUCUCCCUCUCAAUCAACCAAACUAGAGAGCCAAUAGCUCGUUCAUUUUUUUUGGGGUCUGCUUACCUACACCUCCAUCCUCCCCAGCUCACCUGGACAAACCCUUAGCUCCUUUGAACCAGAAAAUGGCAAAAAAUAAGGCUUCCUCAAAGAAGCAGCAAAAGCGUGGUGUGGACUUCAAGAAAAUUAAGCGGAAGCUUGGCAGGAAAUUGCCACCCCCUAAGAAAGCUACAAACACUGAAAUUAAAUCCAAAGCAAUUAUUCUCCCUGAGCAAAGUGUGGCUUCGGAGAAAACGGGUUUAGCUGUGAGCAAGAAAGGCUUGACUUUGAAAGAGCUUCUUCAACAAACUUCCCAUCACAAUGCAAAAGUUCGUAAAGAUGCAUUGAUGGGUAUGAAGGAUUUAUUCCUUAAGCAUCCGGAAGAACUGAAAUUGCACAGAUAUGCAGUUAUAGAAAAACUACGUGAACGAGUCAGUGAUGAAGAUAAAGUGGUUCGUGAAACCCUUUAUCAACUUCUUAAAUCAUUAAUUUUACCUGGCUGCAAUGAGGAUAAUCAAGGGCCUUUCAUUUCUUUAAUUAUGGCCUACAUUUUUAAUGCAAUGACGCAUUUAGCAAUUGAAGUUCGGCUUAUGGCUUUCAAGUUCUUUGAUCUCAUUGUACAACAUUUUUCUUCUUCAUUUUCCUUGUACGCUGAAAAGGUUCUUCAAAAUUAUGCUGAUAUUCUGCGGAAGAACCAGUUCUAUUUAGAAGACAAGAGCAAGCUCAAGAAUGUGCUUGCUGGUUUGGUGCGCUGUUUGUCUCUAUUGCCGUCUAGACUAGAAGUUGACUCAUGCAAGAAGAAAGUCCAUGGGCGAGAAAUGUUGCAUGCUUUUGAGCUGGACAAGCCUACAGAAGUUGCUGAUUUUUCUGUUGUCAUCAACAAACUAGAGGAUCUUGUUCCAGUUUUAGUCAAUUGCUUCCAAGACUUUGUUCCAUUAAUUCACAGCACACAACAAUUGGAUGCUCUGUCAUUUGAUUGCUUGCAUAAUAUACUUCAGAGCAUUGACCUUGUAGUCAGGUUUUUUGUUUAUGGUGCUGAAAAGGAUAAUCCAGAAUCACAUCCUUCUAUGUGGGAUCAAAGCAUCUCUUCAGUGCUCCUAAAGAAGUUCGUAGGUGUAUUUCCUUUCAAUCCAGUGCAUCACCUUUCAGAAAAGGAUGAUGACCGAUAUUUUACCUUGAAUGUUAUGAUUGCUGAAAUAUUUUUUCACUUGAGUGAAUGGAUCUGCCAUCCUGCCGAGUUACUGGAGAAAUUCCUUGCAUUUUUGGAGUAUGCACUGCUUGAGAAGAUCCGCAGUGAAGUAAGGUCUGGCAGAGCAAUUAGAGAAAAGCAGAUUGUUGCUCUGGUUCAUUUUGUCCCAAAACUUGUAACACAAGUAAUAGACAAUUGGAAGUCCCGCCUUCUACAGGCAUUUACAAAGACAUUCCUCAAUUGCAAUCCGGAGUCUUCAGUAAAGUUGGCCUGCAUUUCUGCAGUGGAAGAAAUGCUUUUUUCUAGAGGAAUGUUGUACACAGAUGCAAGUGAUUCGGAACUGUUGGAUCAUCUGAUUACUUGGAUGAGAGAGCUGCCUAUGUUGUUAAUCCUGCUAGGGGAUCGGCAUUCAGCAUCUUCCCAGGCUGUGUUGCAUCUUUUGCUUCGUCUGGGUCAAUGUUGUACAGUGAGCUCUUUGCUUGCAUUUGAAUAUGACAACUUGCAAUACUCACUGCAAGAAUUUUAUGGCAUAUGUCGAGAAGGGAAGAAAUGUUACGGUCCUUUCAUAAAGCUUCCUAUGGAUUGUCAAGAACUCUCCAUAUGUUGUCUUUAUUAUUUUCGUCAUUUGGAUCCACUUAUGCUGAAAACGAUAGCUUCUUGCUGCCUCUGUCCUGAUUUGGAUGCAUCUCUCUUGUUUCGGAUCAUAGAGGUUUUGCAUUUGGCCUUUAAAGCAGGCCACAUUCAGAUUACUGACCACCUUAGCUUCUUUGUUACUCUGGUCUCCCGUUUCAAUGUCUUACCAGGAGAUGCUCAUCCUGAUAUUGAGGAAGAUAUGAAGAUCUCAAAUCAUCAAACUUUCAAGUCAUUGAUCCGUGUUGUUAGCUCAUGCCUGGCACAGAUGGGUGAUAAUGUUCUACUUCUUGCGAUACUGGAGAAAGUAAUACUAGAGCAGAUCUUAUUAAGGCCGCCGCUGGACAAUGCCUGUGCUAUGCUCAGGUUUCUUGUAAUGCUAGACUCCAAACCCACUAGACUUUCUGAAGAAAGUAUCCUCAGUUUGAGCAAUUUCCUUUUAGGUUAUUUGGUUGAUGUAGUACAUCGUAUUCCAGGAGAUGAUGAUGUGCCCAUGUGCUCUAGUCAUGUACCAAGACAGAGUUGCUAUAUUUUGCCUUGCUUUUUCUUAUUUGAUAGAAGUCACGAUCUCUUGAAACUUGUAUUGAUUGUGAUGGCUUCAUCAAUAUCUACAAGCAGUUCACUCUCUUCAAAUUAUCAUACCCAUCAUGCUUCAGGACAUGCAAGUAGGAUAAAUGAUAUAGUGAAUGUCCUAAAACUGAUGCAUAAAGACGCCAAGAUUAAGCAAAUUAUUUGUUCAUCAAGAGCUGAGAUUAAUCUUAUUUGGCGAAACAUACACUCUCUACAGUCACUGGAGGAAAGCAAUCUGGGUAUUAGAGAAAGGCAUAUAAUACAAUGUGCAUUGGAUGAACUAAAGGCUAUUAGAAGUUCUGAACAGAUGCAAAUUGCUUAACCUUGUUUAGUGUUGCAUUACAAGAUUGCAAUGGCAUGUGUGCCCAAAUUUUGUAGUUUUAACAGUAUUUCGUGUAUGCAAUUCUCAAAUGUAUAUGGCUUUAAGAGGAUGAUGUAUUACAUGAAAUUUUAGGCUAAGACUUUCCUCUCAAAUAUAAAUUUAUUUUGGAAAAAAAAAUAUAUACUUUCA
Manihot esculenta (cassava) is the source of this 3673-nucleotide messenger RNA. Its product is annotated as testis-expressed protein 10 homolog. Gene Ontology annotation, cellular component: nucleus. NCBI's taxonomy places the organism in Eukaryota, Viridiplantae, Streptophyta, Magnoliopsida, Malpighiales, Euphorbiaceae. The record is from RefSeq and is a predicted model, not a curated record. Bases 860 to 3484 code for a protein of 874 amino acids. The transcript has 19 exons.